Micropterus salmoides (largemouth bass) is the source of this 755-nucleotide messenger RNA. RefSeq names its product anaphase-promoting complex subunit CDC26-like. Gene Ontology annotation, biological process: anaphase-promoting complex-dependent catabolic process; protein K11-linked ubiquitination; regulation of mitotic cell cycle. Lineage: Eukaryota; Metazoa; Chordata; Actinopteri; Centrarchiformes; Centrarchidae. Gene Ontology annotation, cellular component: anaphase-promoting complex. The transcript has 3 exons. The record is from RefSeq and is a predicted model, not a curated record. The coding region runs from base 432 to 722 and encodes 96 amino acids.
AGAUUGAGGUGGAGGCACCGUGGAUUAAAUUAUUCUUUGUGCUUUGUAGGGAAGCAUGUUUCUGUGUGAAUGUGGGAGUCUCGAGACAAUAGCGCAUGUUUUCCUCUUUAAUAAACUGUCAGGACUUGAGUUGAGGCUUUUUCUGGUUUCUCUUUGUUUGGGCACAGUGAGGAGCAUAAACUGAUCUCCAAGGCAGUCCUUCAAUUCUUGCAUGACACAGGACUGUUUGUAAGAAUUUAGUUCAAACUUUGACCUGUGGAGGGCAGUAAUACGCUCAUAAGCCUCUACACUGCCGGAAUCUUACAAGAAGAAGAAGAAGAAGAAGGUAGUUCUUCCGGUACACAGAGCGGAGCGAGCCCGGGAAACACCGCAGCCGCAGCAGCAGCACACCUGUAGCACACCUGUCAGGUUCCUCAGUUUACAGACUGAAGAUGUUGAGGAGGAAACCGACUCGACUGGAGCUGAAGAUCGACGACACAGAGGAGUUCGAGAGCGUCAAGAAGGAGCUCGAGGCCAGGAAGCGUCAGCGAGAGGAGGCAGAGUCAGGAGGCAGAGAGGCCGGGGCUUCCGUCAUCAGUGUUGACAUCAUCGGGGGCGGGGCCUCCGCCUCAGCCUCUUCCUCGUCGGCGUCGAGGACGGAGCUCAUUAACGAGCGAAUCGGCUACAAGCCCCACCCCAAGCCGGCCACGCUGCCGACCUUAUUUGGGAGUUUACAGUUUUGAUAAAACACAAUAAAAUGUUUACGUGAAUUUAAA